Protopterus annectens (West African lungfish) is the source of this 1173-nucleotide messenger RNA. RefSeq names its product alpha-1,4-N-acetylglucosaminyltransferase-like. Gene Ontology annotation, molecular function: acetylglucosaminyltransferase activity. The record is from RefSeq and is a predicted model, not a curated record. Gene Ontology annotation, biological process: protein O-linked glycosylation. Bases 1 to 1173 code for a protein of 390 amino acids. NCBI's taxonomy places the organism in Eukaryota, Metazoa, Chordata, Ceratodontiformes, Protopteridae. The transcript has 3 exons.
AUGGCCAAUGUCAAGAAUGAAAUGAUUAUUAACCAGCUGGUAGCAAAAGUUAAUGCUUGCAUCAGUGUACCAUACAGCUGCUCUACAAACAUGUUGAAAAAACUCCUGUUACUUCUAUGUCUGAUAAGUGGAAGUACAUACAUUGUCCUUUACUGGCUUGGCACUGCAGGUUACCGUAGCCCUCGAAAAGCAGUUUUGCAUAAAAUCUCAGAGUAUGGUACUACAAGCUACCAUUUUUCUCAAAAAAUAUCCUCAUACAAAGUGUCAGAUAAUCAUCAGAACAUUCCAAAAUUCAAUGCAUCCAUCCUCUUUGUAGAAACAACAGACACAUGGAUACCUUCUCUGUCUGCAACCUGUGCAGUGGAGUCUGCAGCAAGGAUAUACCAUGAUAAGCAGGUCUGGUUUUUCAUGAAAGGACUCACACAAAAGAAGCAACAAGAACAAAUUUCACAAUCACCUAGGCUUUUCCUGCUAUCACAAAUAAAGAAUGUGUUCAUUAGUCCCCUGAACGUCACAGAACUGCUGCUGAACACACCUCUCCUGCCGUGGUACCAGAAGGUGAACCCAUCAAAAGAAAAAUACUGGACUUAUGUCACUUCUGAUGCCUUCAGAUUUGCACUGAUAUGGAAAUAUGGAGGGAUAUACCUAGACACAGAUGUUAUAUCCGUUAAUCCUGUUCUAGAAAAGAACUUCUUAGUUGGUGUGCCACCUCAGCGGAUCAGCAGUGCAGCUUUUGGCUUCCAUCGUCACUACCACUUCCUCUGGGAUUGUAUGAAACAUUUUGUUAGCAACUAUCAUGGGUCAAUCUGGGGAUACCAAGGGCCAUCCCUUCUUACACGCAUGUUAAAGCAAAAGUGUCAAAUUCCAGCAUUUCAAGCGCUGCAAGAUGAUAAAUGUCAGAAUAUAUCUUUGCUGCACCCAACCCGAUUCUACCCAAUCACGUAUCCUGGCUGGAAAAUAUUUUAUCAACCUUUUGAAAACUUUCCAAACUUCAAUAAUUCAUAUGGUGUGCAUUUAUGGAAUUAUAUGAACAAAGAGAAUCGAACAGUGGUUACAGGAAGCAAUACUCUAAUAGAGAAUAUUUACAAGAAAUACUGUCCUGACACUUACAAAAACAUUGUGUUAAACAGCCUACCGAAACUAAAGAGGAAAGAUAGCAAAUUAAUCCAAUGA